Molecule: messenger RNA, 2451 nt
Organism: Monascus purpureus
Lineage: Eukaryota; Fungi; Ascomycota; Eurotiomycetes; Eurotiales; Aspergillaceae
Source: the annotation of a GenBank genome assembly
AUGGAGCAUCCCAGCAGCAAUUCCCGCAAAGAUCCGAUGCCGGCGAAUGACUGCACACCUCCAGUGGCUUCCCGACCGGUUGGAAUGGUUACCAGCAUGCCCCCUGCUGUGCCGGGACAAACACCAAAGGAGAAGAAGUUGACAUUUGCAAACCAACCUCUUCUUCCAAAAUUGCCCAUCCCAGAUCUUGAGAGCUCUUGCAGAAAGUAUCUCGACGCUUUGCGUCCUCUUCAGACCCCGAGUGAACGUGAAGAUACCAAGGCCGCUGUGGAUGAAUUUCUUAGGACAGAUGGUCCUGUACUUCAGGAGAAGCUAAAGAAUUAUGCCUCGUCUCAGACAAGCUACAUAGAGCAGUUCUGGUAUGACUCGUACCUGAACUACGAUAACCCUGUUGUUCUUAACCUCAAUCCAUUCUUCCUGCUGGAAGAUGACCCGACGCCUGCGCGGAAUGACCAGGUGACCAGGGCAGCGUCACUCGUCGUGUCUGCCUUGAACUUUGUUCGGGCUGUCCGUCGCGAGGAACUGCCACCUGACACAGUUAGGGGUACACCACUCUGCAUGUCUCAAUAUUCCCGGUUAUUCGGGACAGCUCGUGUUCCUACCGAGAAUGGAUGUUUCAUCCGCCACGACCCCACUGCGAAGCACAUUGUAGUUCUGUGCCGAGGUCAAUUCUAUUGGUUUGAUGUACUGGACGAUAACAAUGACCUGAUCAUGACCGAGAAAGAUAUUUCGCUCAAUCUCCAGGUUAUCGUCGACGAUGCCCAGCACACUCCAAUCCAAGAGGCUGCAAAAGGCGCAAUCGGCGUACUCAGCACAGAGAACCGCAAAGUGUGGUCUGGUUUGCGAGAUAUCCUGACGAAGGAUGAAGGCUCAAACAAUGCCGAAUGCUUGGACAUUGUCGAUACGGCGCUUUUUGUCCUCUGUCUGGACUACACGGAGCCAUCCACGACGGCACAACUCUGCGCAAAUAUGGUCGGUGGUACUAACGAGGUUGUCAAAGGUGUGCAGUCGGGAACUUGUACCAAUCGAUGGUAUGACAAACUCCAGAUCAUUGUGUGCAAAAACGGCAGUGCCGGCAUCAAUUUUGAGCAUACCGGUGUCGACGGCCACACGGUGCUUCGGUUUGCCAGUGAUAUCUACACAGAUACCAUCCUUCGUUUCGCUCGGUCUAUCAACGGCCAAGCACCUAGUAUGUGGGUGACAUCCAGCCCGGAUCCGUCCAAACGUGACCCCCGAAGCUUCGGCAACGUUAGCACCACGCCUCGGAAACUGGAAUGGGACAUGACGCCGGAGCUCAGCACAGCCCUGCGAUUCGCCGAGUCUCACCUUGCUGACCUCCUGCAGCAGCACGAAUUCGAGGUUCUAGAUUUUGAGGGGUAUGGGAAGAACUUCAUCACAUCCAUGGGACUUUCCCCAGAUGCCUUCGUCCAAAUGGCCCUCCAAGCUGCCUACUACGGGCUCUACGGGCGAGUGGAGAACACAUAUGAACCGGCUAUGACCAAGACUUUCCUUCAUGGUCGAACCGAGGCGAUCAGGUCGGUCACAGAUGAGGCAUUGGAUUUUGUCAAAAUAUUCUGGGGCGACAACCCAGCGGAGCUGAAGGUAGAGGCGCUCAGGAAAGCAACUCAAAGACAUUCCGCCACAACCAAGGAUUGCUCCAAGGGUCAGGGCCAGGAUCGACACCUCUACGCGCUGUAUUGCCUCUGGCAGCGUUCCUUCGAAGAGGGACUUUUCUCCUCAAACAGCAGUGAAGUAACCACUUCAAAUGGCUACUCCUCUAGUCCAGCUGAAAGUGGUGUUGCCUCUAAUCUUACCCCCUCCUUGAAACCUUCCUCGGCCCCUUCUGAUGAUGGAUACCUCUCCAACGGGUCUAACGGCCUUAACGGAGCCCGAAUCGCUACAACUGUUCCGACACCUACCAUUUUCAGCGACUCCGGGUGGGACAAAAUCAAUAACACUAUCCUAUCAACAUCGAACUGCGGCAACCCGUCGCUGCGACACUUUGGUUUUGGGCCAACGUCUGCCGACGGCUUCGGCAUCGGAUAUAUCAUCAAGGAUGAAUCCAUCUCAUUCUGCGCGUCCUCCAAGCACAGACAAACAGGUCGGUUGAUGUAUAGCCUCGAAUCAUACCUUCUGGAGAUCCGGAAACUCCUACGGUCGACCAACCACCGAGUGCGCAGCCCAAGAACUAGCCGGGCGCGUGAGAUGGAACAGCUCGCGGAGCGGUUCCAGACCGAACCCCGUCGAGGACGGAUUGUGUCGCAGCGUGGAACAGAAACACCGACAACAGACAGUGGGGAGUUAGAUGACGAUGGUAUGGGUGGAUAUGGUUUCUUCGAUGCCGGAAUGCUACUGCAUGCUCUCAAGGGAGUAUCGGCCGAACGGGAACGCGGAGAAAAGCCCGCGAAACGGAGAGUUGUGGGGAAGAAAUUACAUUUGACCGACUAUUGA